AAGCCCCUGAUGAAAAGCACAUGACUAACAUCCCAACAAUGCUUUUUCAAAUCUAGUCCCUGAGAUCUACAGAUGGUGUGAUCUCAGAGAGUCAAGAGCUCUUUGCUGAAACUGAACUUCUCGCUCUUACAGCAGAGGUUUUCCAUCGGUGGGGGUGUUUGGGGGCUUUUUAUUUUUUUUUCCUGGAGAGAGGAUGAUGCUGUUGCCUGUUCACUGGAAAUGUAUUGACUGAGGAUCCAACUCUCAGCCUUCCAGCUGGACCCCGCUGCUGCUCUGCUUACUGCGUGGGGUUUAAAGCAGGACACAAACACACCUGACAGCUAAGCUCUUCCUAGUUUGCUGUUCCACUGACCAGCCUUUCAACAAAAACCAUGAGGGUCUUCCUCCUGCUUUGCCUGUUGGCAUUAGGCAAUGCCAAACCCUACCAGCCAAUUAACAUCAUGGACUUAAUGAAAAACUAUGACAUCAUGAUGGCUGAUUCAGAUGACAAUGAUGAUGAUGGCGAUGACAACGAAUUAAACGAUGAAGACGACGAUGACGACGACGAUGAUGAUGACAAGGAUAAUUUUGAUGAUGAAGAUGAGAACUGUCCAACUGGUUGCCAUUGUUCACCCAGAGUGAUGCAGUGCUCAGACCAGGGUCUGAUCGCUGUUCCUGAGAAGAUCCCUGAGGACACUGUGUUGAUAGACCUUCAAAACAAUGAUAUCACUGAGAUCAAGGAGAAUGACUUUAAAGGCCUCCACAAGCUUUAUGGUCUGUUUCUGAUUAACAACAAGAUCUCUAAGAUUCACCCUAAAGCCUUCAAGAACAUGGACCAUCUCCGAUUGUUGUACCUCUCCUACAACCUGCUAACUGAGAUCCCUGCAAACCUUCCUCCCAAUGUCAUCGAGAUCCGCUUUCACGAAAACAAGAUCAACAGAGUCCAGAAGGAUGCAUUUAAGGGCCUGAGGAAACUUCAUGUACUAGAGCUGGGUGCCAACCCUCUGGCAAACAGUGGGAUUGAACUGGGAGCUUUUAAUGGCUUGUCGACUCUGUAUAUCGGAAUAGCAGAGGCCAAGCUAACUGCUAUACCAAAAGACUUCCCAUCCUCUAUCACAGAAAUGAGCCUGGACUACAACAAGAUCACGAAGGUGGAGGUAGAGGACUUCAUCAGAUACAAAAACUUGCAGAGGCUAGGACUAGGUUUUAACCAGAUUAAGUUUGUAGAGAAUGGCAGCUUUGUGAGCAUCCCAAAUGUCCGGACGAUCCACCUAGACAACAACCGUCUGAAGAAGGUCCCACCUGGCCUCAGUUCACUGCGCUACCUCCAGGUGAUUUUCCUUCAUGGAAACAAAAUCAGCAGUGUGGGAGUCAAUGACUUCUGUCCCACUGGGUCCAGUGUCAAGAAGAACCUGUAUACAGGCAUCAGUCUGUUCGCCAACCCUGUUAAGUACUGGGACAUCCAGCCAGCCACCUUCCGCUGUGUAACUGGACGAAGAGGUGUACAGCUCGGAAACUUCAGAAAGUAGUAGGGGGUUUAAAGAAAAGGAGGAGUUCUAGAAAUUAAAAAUGGAGAAGUGCCAAUAUCCAUGUUACACAGUAUACAAAAAACAUGAAACUCUUCACUGAAGCAUUAGCUGGUCAGGAAAUAGGAAGAUUUCAUGACACUGUCAUGUUGUUGAAUAAUUGUUCAUGUUCUAAGCCAAGAAGAGAAAACUAGUUUGGAUGUCGAUUCUGAUAAUGCCUAUUCAACCAUUAACUAAAACCAUGAGAAAAAAUACUCAGCUAUAGACGGCCUAUGGGGGGCUGGAUGAUUACAACAAGCUCUUGCAUGAAUACUUGUAUUGAUAUAGGGCCCAGUCUAUGUGUGUGAGGUGAUCAAUCCCAGCUCACCCUGGUCACCUUCAGAGCAAAACCACCCAUGAAUGGCAUUACAUGCAUAAGCCUCAGAAGAGCAGCACUCAGUGCUUCCCGUUGUAGCUCAAAAUUAAACCGACUUCAAUCGCAACAAACAAAAUGUAUCUUUUUUCUUACUUGAUAAAUAUCAUAUUUAUUUCUCCUUUUUUUUAAAGUUGAGACAGUGAAAUCACUUCCAGUCAGAGCUUUAGCUUAAAAUUCCUUUAAACUAAAACAUAUUUCCUUACAGUCAUUGGCUGUCUCCAUGUGGAUGUUUUAUAUUAUCUAAUUGCAUGUCUCUAUUGUUUUUAUUUGAAAGUUGAAAGCUACUUACUAGUCUGGGUAAUACCUUAACGUUAAAGUUUCAUCUGCAGGGUUAGGGAUUAUCUGUAACAAAUCAAAAUGUAACCCUAGCAGUCUGUUUGUUUUAAUAACCUUUAAUAAAAUGAACCACAAUUGAUUUUGAUGUAAUUGUUGAUGUAGACAAACUUGUCCCUGCUCCCUUAAUUUUCCUCAUCUGCAAUGGUGCUAUAUUUAUUUAGUAUGUCAUGAAAUAAACUUGGAACACCCCUUCCCAUCA
This is a messenger RNA of Solea senegalensis (Senegalese sole), 2455 nucleotides long. RefSeq names its product asporin (LRR class 1) (gene aspn). The record is from RefSeq and is a predicted model, not a curated record. Gene Ontology annotation, molecular function: protein binding. The transcript has 8 exons. The coding region runs from base 372 to 1508 and encodes 378 amino acids. Lineage: Eukaryota; Metazoa; Chordata; Actinopteri; Pleuronectiformes; Soleidae.